GAAUUGCACCGCUGGGUCGAUCCUGGAAAAAUCAAUUGGCAAGAGGACUGCGAGUGGCGCGGCUCACUGCUACUUACCGGCGGCAGUGCCGAGGGAGCCGUACCGAGCGAGGUGCGAAAGCUAGCUGUAGCCAAUUGCAGCGGCUUGGCUUCGGUGCAUUCAGAUUUCCUUUCGCUUUAUAA
This is a messenger RNA of Symbiodinium necroappetens, 182 nucleotides long. Lineage: Eukaryota; Dinophyceae; Suessiales; Symbiodiniaceae. The record is from the annotation of a GenBank genome assembly.